CCCCGCUUGAAGACCGGCUCGAGCCGGUAGGCUAUAAAGAGCUGACAAAACGGUAAGGAAAUAAGGAAACGGUUGAUUUACUUAACAGAAGAAACAGAUGUGUUUUAGGCCUUGAAGAAAGAGAGGACAGAUACAGUAACCAGGGAAACAUAAUCAUCUAUGAUUCUCCUUGUGGAUCGGACAAGAGGACAUUUUUACAUCAGGCUUAAAAAGAUGUUGCUUUAGUCCUGGACAUCUAUUCGUCUGGUCGGAAGCGGAAGAGACAGAGCUGGUAGACUAACGUUAUAGGGAGAACAUAGAAAGAACAUACCGAUAAACUAGCUGCUCAUUUUGCCAUUAAAACCUGUUCAUUAUAUUCGACAGUCGACUAUUCUGUGUCGAUUAUUUUUCUGACUAGACUGAUCGUCGCUCUGUUGGUGCUCAGACCCAGCCAUGCGGGGGUUAAAGUCAGCGGUGCGGGGGUCCGGGGGGUGCAGGGGUCCAUGUGUGUACGAGGCGGUGCCAGACGGAGGCUGGGGCUGGGCGGUGGCCGUGGCCUUCUUCUUCGUUGAGGUGUUUACUUACGGGACCAUCAAGUCUCUGGGGGUGUUCCUCGAGGACCUCAUGACAGAGUUUGGGGAGAGCAACAGCAGAGUAUCCUGGGUCAUCGCAAUCUGCGUCUUCAUCCUCACAUUCACAGCCCCUCUGUCCACGGUGCUCAGUAACCGGUUUGGGUACCGUCCCGUAGUGAUGUUGGGGGGUUUUCUGAUCAGUCUGGGUACCAUCAGCUCUGCUUUCGUCUCCUCCAUCAACGAGAUGUACGUCACCAUCGGCAUCGUCUCAGGUCUGGGGUACUGCCUGACCUUCCUGCCCACCGUCACCAUCCUGUCUCAGUACUUCAACAGAAGGAGGUCCCUGGUCACCGCCUUGGCCUCCUCAGGGGAGUCCUUUGCCAUGUUUGCCUUCGCACCAGCCUUCAUGGCCUUGAAGGAGAUCAUCGGCUGGCGUCACUGCCUCAUUGUCAUCGGUCUCAUGCAGGCCUCCGUGAUUGGCUGCGGCGCUCUGCUUCGACCAAUCAUCAUCAGGCCUGACCAGGAAGUGUCAGGGGAGGUGUCCAAUAAGGAGAAGCUGUCCGUUAAGCUGCAGACGGUCUAUGAGCUGGAGAAUGAGGACACUCAGACCAACGUUAGCUCCGGGGAGUCUGAGGAGUCAGGGGAUUCCGGGGUCACCUCUCUGUCUGCCUCCAGUGCUGACCUCCGGGCCACCACAGCCACGCAGGACCCCUCUGAGACCCGGGCCCUCAAAGAGCAGGGUGAGGCGGGUCCCCUUGUCCAACCCUCCAGACCUAAACUCCUAGACUUUGCGGUGUUAAAAGAUGGAGCGUUCAUCUGCUACUCUCUGUUUGGCCUCUUCGCCACGCUGGGGUUCUUCGCCCCGUCACUUUACAUCAUAGAACUCAGUAAGAGCCGCGGCGUCCACCCAGAAAAGUCGGCCUACAUGCUCUCUGUAAUGGCGGUGUCCGAGGUCUGCGGGCGCCUGUCCAUCGGGGUCAUUUUAAACAAGGUGCGGAUGCGUAAGACCCAGGUGCUUCUGGGAUGUGUAGUUCUGCUGUGUCUGGUGCUGCUUGCCUUCACCCUGGUGACUGAGUUCUGGGGCCUGGCAGCCUGCUGCUGUCUCUAUGGCUUCCUGAUGGGCACCGUGGGUUCUACACACAUCCCCAUGCUGGCAGAGGACGACGUGGUGGGCAUAGAGAGGAUGCCCUCGUCCGUGGGGGUCUAUGUCUGUAUCCAGAGCUUUGCUGGGCUGGCCGGACCACCGCUGGGGGGCCUGUUGGUGGACAAGACCCAGAACUAUGGCUCAGCCUUCUACUCCUGUGCUGUGGGAAUGGGCCUGGGCGCCAUCUUCCUCGCCAUGGUGGGGCCUGCCAAGUCCGGCCUCUGCCUCCGCGGGAAGACGAGAAAACAGGAGGAGGAAGGAGAGGAGGAAGGAGAGGAGGAGAGAGGAGGAGAGGAGGAGGAGAAGGUUUCUCAGGACAGUGGAUCAGCAGAUUAUCUAGAUGUUGAUCUGACUGUGGAGACCAGUCCGGCUAAAUGGUCCCCAAAACAGGAGACCAACGUGGUCUGAACGCGGUCUGAACGUAGUCUGAACGUGGUCUGAACGCGGUCUGAACGUGGUCUGAACGUGGUCUGAACGCGGUCUGAACGUGGUCUGAACGUGGUCUGAACGCGGUCUGAACGUGGUCUGAACGUGGUCUGAACGCGGUCUGAACGCGGUCUGAACGCGGUCUGAACGUGGUCUGAACGCGGUCUGAACGUGGUCUGAACGUGGUCUGAACGCGGUCUGAACGCGGUCUGAACGUGGUCUGAACGCGGUCUGAACGUGGUCUGAACGUGGUCUGAACGCGGUCUGAACGUGGUCUGAACGUGGUCUGAACGUGGUCUGAACGUGGUCUGAACGCGGUCUGAACGCGGUCUGAACGCGGUCUGAACGUGGUCUGAACGCGGUCUGAACGUGGUCUGAACGUGGUCUGAACGCGGUCUGAACGUGGUUGAAUAACUAAGACAGAACCAGGUCUCCUUUGGAAAAACAAGUCUUCUGAACUCAAUGGGACGACCUGGUUAAAUAAAGGUUCAAUUAAAAAAUACAUGACAGCAUUUAGCCGACCGCUGCCAAACUGACCGACCAAGGAGAACCUCGACCGCUAGAAACUCACAGGUGGUUAGAAUGGAGAAGAAACACCCAACCAUCUAGCAAAUAAGAGAACACACACUGUCAACAUGCUACUGAGAGACUGUGCUGGACAAACACCUCUGUGGUGCAGAAUGUAUACACACACACACACACACUGUAACAUGCUACUGAGAGACUGCUGGACAAACACCUCUGUGGUGCAGAAUGUAUACACACACACACACACUGUAACAUGCUACUGAGAGACUGUGCUGGACAAACACCUCUGUGGUGCAGAAUGUAUACACACACACACACUGUAACAUGCUACUGAGAGACUGUGCUGGACAAACACCUCUGUGGUGCAGAAUGUAUACACACACACACACUGUCAACAUGCUACUGAGAGACUGUGCUGGACAAACACCUCUGUGGUGCAGAAUGUAUACACACACAAACACACACACACAGCUUUGACCUGUUUACCCUCUCAGAUGUCAUUCACACACUUGCAUUGCAGCGAACAACUGUCUAAGGGGCAUUCCUAUUGACCAAGUCUCUCUCCUCAGAGUCAACCAAACUCCAUGCAUGGCUGAGACGCAGGCUUUUAACAUGAUUACUGCUCUGUCAGAAGUUGAUAUAACCAUGAUAUGACCUCUCUGUUCAUAGUUAUAACCAUGAUAUGACCUCUCUGUUCAUAGUUAUAACCAUGAUAUGACCUCUCUGUUCAUAGUUAUAACCAUGAUAUGACCUUUCUGUUCAUAGUUAUAACCAUGACAUGACCUCUCUGUUCAUAGUUAUAACCAUGAUAUGACCUCUCUGUUCAUAGUUAUAACCAUGAUAUGACCUUUCUGUUCAUAGUUAUAACCAUGAUAUGACCUCUCUGUUCAUAGUUAUAACCAUGAUAUGACCUCUCUGUUCAUAGUUAUAACCAUGAUAUGACCUUUCUGCUCAUAGUUAUAACCAUGAUAUGACCCCUCUGUUCAUAGUUAUAACCAUGAUAUGACCUCUGUUCAUAGUUAUAACCAUGACAUGACCUCUGUUCAUAGUUAUAACCAUGAUAUGACCUCUGUUCAUAGUUAUAACCAUGAUAUGACCUCUCUGUUCAUAGUUAUAACCAUGACAUGACCUUUCUGUUCAUAGUUAUAACCAUGAUAUGACCUCUGUUCAUAGUUAUAACCAUGACAUGACCUCUCUGUUCAUAGUUAUAACCAUGACAUGACCUCACUGUUCAGUUCUAACCAUGAUGACUGUUUCUCUGUCUCAACCCCUCAGUUGAUGCCAAAGGUCUGGUAGUAACAGGCCAAGUCCUGUCUUCAUAUUGAUUACUAUUAUUAUGGUUGAAUCUGAAUGACUACUGUUAUCCAAACAUAAUACCACCACAGUAUUCUACACAGUACUGUUAUCCCAAAACAAUACUACCACAGUAUUCUACACAGUACUGUUAUCCCAAAACAAUACUACCACAGUAUUCUACACAGUACUGUUAUCCCAAAACAAUACUACCACAGUAUUCUACACAGCCUGUACACAAUGUUUUUCUCAAAAGUCUACUUCAUGUACCUAUGUAAUGUAUAAAUGUGAUAUAGAAGUACCAAAUAAGGCUAUAGGCUAUAUUAAUAUGUAUGGAUAACAGUGGGCUAUAGGUGAAACUAAGACGUAUGGAUUACAGUGUGAAUGACUAGCUGUUUCAAUUCUGUGGAUCACUACUUUACCUGUCAGUCAAUCAAACAAACAAUCAAAGCUUUUAUUUAUAUUGUGUUUAUUUAAAAAUAUAUAUAAAUGCAUUUGAAGUGCUUGCAGCAAGCCAAGGCCACAGUGACAAGACAAAACUUCCUAGGUAGGUAGUGGUGGAGAUUUGACUACAAAAGAGUUGAUUCCUCGAUCGUCGACUCCAAAACAUCCUGGAGUCUUUCACCACUAUAUAGGUAAAGACCUGGAGACAAGGAGAGGGACCGAUCUUCCUCAGACUGGCCUAAAUGCCCUACCCAACGACUCUCAGUCACUCAGACCUCUUGCACUGAGAUGCAGGGUCUUAGACCACAGGGCCACUGGGGAGUUCUAUCAUCUCUGCUGUAAUACUCACUGCUGAUCAGCUUUUUUAAUUGAUUAAAUUGAUUUGUUUAUAACAAAUGAACAUUUGAA
Salmo salar (Atlantic salmon) is the source of this 4794-nucleotide messenger RNA. NCBI's taxonomy places the organism in Eukaryota, Metazoa, Chordata, Actinopteri, Salmoniformes, Salmonidae. The record is from RefSeq and is a predicted model, not a curated record.